Oncorhynchus keta (chum salmon) is the source of this 3916-nucleotide messenger RNA. Its product is annotated as protein-L-isoaspartate O-methyltransferase domain-containing protein 2. NCBI's taxonomy places the organism in Eukaryota, Metazoa, Chordata, Actinopteri, Salmoniformes, Salmonidae. Gene Ontology annotation, cellular component: cytoplasm. The transcript is spliced from 7 exons. The record is from RefSeq and is a predicted model, not a curated record. Bases 254 to 1438 code for a protein of 394 amino acids. Gene Ontology annotation, molecular function: protein-L-isoaspartate (D-aspartate) O-methyltransferase activity. Gene Ontology annotation, biological process: protein modification process.
GUGUGACGUAAGUACGUCGGCUGGUUGAACGUUUACGUGUAGCUAGCGGUGCACACUGUGUGAGCGUUUCCGAACAAAAGCCUGAAGACAAACAAAUCAAUAGCAGCAAUCGGCAUUUUAAAACAAAACAAUUGAUUAUCAAAUUCAGGCCCAGUAAACAUUUGGCUGGUAGUCCUAUCAUCUCCCCAUUGGCGUCGUUCACAGGUACAAGCCACAGAUAAAGGCCCAGAAGUGACCCUUCUCUCCAGCUAAGAUGGGAGGAGCUGUGAGCGCUGGGGAGGAUAAUGACGAGUUGAUUGACAACCUGAAGGAGGCACACUACAUCCGUUCGGACCUGGUGGAGCGGGCCUUCAGGGCCAUCGACCGGGCCGACUACUACCUGGAGGAGUACCGUGACAGCGCCUACAAGGACCUGGCCUGGAGGCACGGCAACAUCCACCUAUCAGCACCCUGCAUCUACUCUGAGGUGAUGGAGGCCCUGGACCUGCACCCGGGCCUGUCCUUCCUCAACCUGGGCAGUGGGACGGGGUACCUCAGCACUAUGGUGGGACUCAUACUGGGUCCAUUUGGUGUGAACCAUGGGGUGGAGUUAUAUGCUGAUGUGAUUGAGUAUGCCUACCAGAAGCUAGACUACUUCAUCAAAACCAGUGAAAGCUUUGACAAGUUUGAGUUCUGCGAGCCUUCCUUUGUGGCGGGGAACUGCCUGGAGAUCCCCUCUGAGUGCAGACAGUAUGACAGGGUGUAUUGUGGGGCGGGGGUGCAGAGAGACCACGAGGAAUACAUGAUGAACCUGCUGAAGGUGGGGGGUAUUCUGGUACUGCCCCUAGAGGAGAAGCUAACCAAGAUCACUCGUACAGGCCAGAGCAGCUGGGAGACCAAAAAGAUCAUUGCUGUGUCCUUCGCUCCCCUGGUGCUCCCCAAAGAUUACACCAGUAACAUCAAAACAUCAAAGACCGCCCCACUACCCACGUUUGAGGUGCGGACGCUGCAAGAGCUGGCUCGUAUAGCCAUCCGCCACACCCUGAGAGUGACCACGGACAACAGGGGGGGUCAGCAACGAGGCCGGGGCUCUUUUGGAGGAGGCAGGGGCCUGGGGGUCAGUGGGCUCCACAAGUACGGCCCGCGCUUUAAACGUCGGCGCAUUCAUCGGCGCCACUGUAACUCUGUGGUACUGAGCAGUGCCCUCCCUACCUCCGCCCCCCUGGACAACAACAAUAACCGCGGGGGCCAGAAGGAGGAGGAGCAGGGAAGGGCAACCCGGGGAGCGGGAGAGGAGGCUGCGGCGGAGGAGGAGGAGGAAGCAGAGGAGGAAGCAGAGAGGGAGACAGGGGAGCUUCUCCGGGCAGAGCCACCUAUAAACAUCCUGAGAGAGAGGAUUCUCUGCCUGCCCCUCCCGGAGCCUCUGAAGAUGUACCUGCUGUACUACCGGGAGAAAUGACUUCUCCACAGAUAGAACUAACAGCAGAAAACUACCAAGCAACCAGCCUUGGCAUCUACAACCCCUGACCCCUACCAUUCUUCUAGGCAGGGCAACAGGCCCCCUGUUACUGACUUAGUGACUGGGUCUGUAUCCCUCUUGUCCUCUACAUCAUCCUCUCUCUCUCUGUGUUUUUCUUACUCAAUGCCUUUUCUGUAUGUGUAAGAAGCAUAUAUAUUUGACCAGUGUAAUGGUAAGAGUUUCACCUCUGUGAUAGAACGGCUCCCUGUGAAUCUGAAGCUUAGCUUUCUCAAUGGCACAGAUAUCUUUCUCUGACAGCCAAACAGAUCCAUUUUAACUCAGAGUUGGGUGGGUGUGAGUUUGUGAUCUAUCAUUCUGUGCUGUGAUUGAGCCCUGGACAUAUGGUGGUGUGUUAUCUUGUUGGAAGACUUCUUAUUGGUCGUUACGUGCAGCCACAGGUUCCAGAACACGUUGGUUCAGGUCUUCAAUAAAGGUAAACCACUGGAUAUUGCUUUAGAGCCUUGUGCUUCAUAAAUGGCAUAGCGUCCGAGCCGGAGGGGAAAUAGUUUGUAAUUUCAGUCGUGUCCAGAAGCCAGAGAGACUUUGUUUGGUAUAGUGGACAGGGAUUUGAGACCACACAGCUUGGAUUUUCCCUAUUAGACCCCCCCCAAGACAUCAUAGAUCUGUUCAGGGGAGCUGUUUGUGUGGAGUUGGAACUCUGUAAAUCAACAGAGCUUGCACAAUGAGUAUCAUGUAGGAUUCCACAGUGAGGCCGUUUUGUUUUUGAUAUUGCACAUCGUAACAUUGGUCUGAUCUGGUGUGGCUGAGUGGAGCUGGUAGAGCUGCCUGUUGAAGACGUGUGGGUGUGGAGCUGGUAGAGCUGCCUGUUGAAGAUGUGUGGGUGUGGAGCUGGUAGAGCUGCCUGUUGAAGACGUGUGGGUGUGGAGCUGCCUGUUGAAGACGUGUGGGUGUGGAGCUGCCUGUUGAAGACGUGUGGGUGUGGAGCUGCCUGUUGAAGACGUGUGGGUGUGGAGCUGCCUGUUGAAGACGUGUGGGUGUGGAGCUGCCUGUUGAAGACGUGUGGGUGUGGAGCUGCCUGUUGAAGACGUGUGGGUGUGGAGCUGCCUGUUGAAGACGUGUGGGUGUGGAGCUGCCUGUUGAAGACGUGUGGAGCUGCCUGUUGAAGACGUGUGGGUGUGGAGCUGCCUGUUGAAGACGUGUGGGUGUGGAGCUGCCUGUUGAAGACGUGUGGGUGUGGAGCUGCCUGUUGAAGACGUGUGGGUGUGGAGCUGCCUGUUGAAGACGUGGUAUGUCUGAAACUGUUGACCUACAUUAUGAUGAGUGUGGUUUAGAGACAUAUAUAUCUAAAGUGAUGCUAUUGGUUGACUCUAUUCUGUUAGCAGGUUGACCUUGGUAGACUGGCAGUGAAGACUUGGUGUGUUUUUGAGAGUCAACAUUCCAGAGAAUAACUGUAGUCGACACUAUGAUAUGAUUAAGUCCAGAAGACGUUUCAGAUUCAACAUGAUCAUGAGACUAAGGUUGGCGAUGCCUCUUCAAUUGUUAUGACGGAUUCUGCUCAUUUCCAGAUUCAAAAGCACCUACUAGAGAUCAAAUUCUCUUUUUAUGUUUAGUAGAUUUAUUUUCCAAGAGGUCCUAUGAAUAUUUCUUUGCUCGUCCGUGUUGGGACAUUUUUAAUUGUCAAUUCGGGGGGGGAAAGUAAUUUUUAAAUUGGAUUCAUAGGUGGAUUUAAAUUUGAGUUGAAUUGCAUUAGCUUCGGAAUUUAUUGGAUAAAGUUGAAAUUGACUCUAACCCUGGCAUGUACGUUGAUCUAAAUAUGUUAAUUUGGUUUACUUCAUAAUCAAUAGUGAAAGGAUCAUGUUUUUUUCCCCUACAUACUAGUUGUGUUUUCCUAUUGGUCGAAAACAGCAUGAAAUUGUAAACAUUUUUUUUACUGGUUGAUGAUGCCAAUUAAUUUUGUUGAUGUGUGAAGGGUUGCUUUUCUUUUCUCCUGUCAUUCAAAACUAACAUUUGAAGUGGAGUUGUGGUGUUCAUCAACACAUGGGACAUUUGUGUGUAGAUUUUGGUUUGUAAUGCAACAGGAAAAUUAAAAACGGACUAAAAUAUAUAUUUUUUUAGCUCUUAAUCGCUACAGAUAUUCCUUAAGUUAGACUGGAUGUUUUACCGUUUUUCGUCUCGACUCAAACUUUCACCCUUCAGUGCCAAACCUACAGUAUGUCGCAUGAAACUUGCAUUCUAGUUAAACUAUUCUGAUUUGUCCUUUUUUUAGAUAUGCUUUCUCAUUGAUCAAAUUAUCGAUAAAUCUUUAUAGUGACUUGGUCGUCCGACUGUGUAACAGUACAAGUCUUGAGUUUUGUCAUGUUCAUUUUCAAUAUUGUGGUAGAUGAAAGGCUUAAAGUCUUUCCCAAUCUGCCUUUUAUUCUGUGCUGUAGGUCAAAGGUUAUCAUUUUGUGAAUUUAU